AUGGCACCCAGCGCAAUCUCCUCUCCUCCCUCCCCCCAACCAGCUACCGCUACCACCUCCGAUAUCUCCAGCUAUAAGGGGUAUGACCACGUCCACUGGUACGUCGGCAACGCCAAAGUCACCGCUUCAUAUUAUGUCACACGCAUGGGCUUCAAGCGGGUUGCAUAUCGCGGCCUCGAAACCGGCAGCCGUGCCAUCUGCUCUCACGUCGUCCGCAACGGCGACAUCACCUUCGUCCUGACCUCUCCUCUCCGCUCCCUCGACCAAAUGGAACUCCUCACUCCUGAAGAGCAGAAGCAGCUCCGCGAGAUCCACGAGCACCUCGAACAGCACGGUGACGGCGUCAAGGACGUCUCCUUCGAAGUUGACUCCGUCGACGCAGUAUAUCAAGCCGCAGUGGCCAACGGUGCCAAGAUUGUGUCUGCGCCACGCAGCCUCGAAGAUAAGGACGGGUACGUUCGGGUUGCAACUAUCCAGACGUAUGGAGAGACUACCCACACCCUUCUGGAGCGCAAGUCAUAUUCUGGCGCGUUUCUGCCCGGGUAUCGUGUUGAGGAUGGGCCCGAGGACCCUAUCACCAAGUAUUUGCCCGGUGUAUAUUUGAACCGUGUCGACCACUGCGUCGGUAACCAAGACUGGGAUGAGAUGGACCGUGUCUGCCAAUAUUACGAGAAGGCCCUUGGCUUCCACCGUUUCUGGUCUGUCGACGACAAGGACAUCUGCACUGAAUACUCUGCACUCAAGUCCAUCGUCAUGGCCUCUCCUAACGAAGUCGUCAAGAUGCCCAUCAACGAGCCCGCCGUCGGCAAGAAGAAGUCCCAGAUCGAGGAAUAUGUGGACUACUACAACGGCGCCGGUGUGCAGCACAUUGCACUCCUGACCGACGACAUCAUCCGGGACAUCACCAACCUCAAGGCACGCGGAGUCGAAUUCAUCAAGGUCCCCGAUACGUAUUACGAGGACAUCAAGAUCCGUCUCAAGAAGACGGGCUUGGUCCUUCACGAGGACUUUGAAACCAUCCGCAACCUUGACAUUCUCAUCGAUUUCGACGAGGGCGGGUAUUUGCUCCAGCUUUUCACCAAGCACCUAAUGGACCGCCCAACCGUCUUCAUCGAAAUCAUCCAACGCCACAACUUCAGCGGCUUCGGUGCCGGCAACUUCAAGUCGCUGUUUGAGGCACUUGAGAGGGAACAGGCUCUGCGUGGUAACCUCGUCUGA
Aspergillus tubingensis is the source of this 1218-nucleotide messenger RNA. Its product is annotated as 4-hydroxyphenylpyruvate dioxygenase family protein. Gene Ontology annotation, molecular function: 4-hydroxyphenylpyruvate dioxygenase activity. Bases 1 to 1218 code for a protein of 405 amino acids. The record is from RefSeq and is a predicted model, not a curated record. Gene Ontology annotation, biological process: L-tyrosine catabolic process. The transcript is spliced from 4 exons. NCBI's taxonomy places the organism in Eukaryota, Fungi, Ascomycota, Eurotiomycetes, Eurotiales, Aspergillaceae.